This is a messenger RNA of Pipistrellus nathusii (Nathusius's pipistrelle), 792 nucleotides long. The record is from the annotation of a GenBank genome assembly. Lineage: Eukaryota; Metazoa; Chordata; Mammalia; Chiroptera; Vespertilionidae.
AUGUCGGACACGGAGGAGCAGGAAUAUGAGGAGGAGCAGCCAGAAGAGGUGGAGGAGGAGGAGGAGGAGGAGGAAGCCCCGGAGGAGCCGGAGCCGGUGGUAGAGCGAGAGGAGGAGCGCCCCAGACCGAGCCGCCCCGUGGUGCCUCCGCUGAUCCCCCCAAAGAUCCCGGAAGGGGAACGUGUGGACUUCGAUGACAUCCACCGGAAGCGCAUGGAGAAGGACCUGCUGGAGCUGCAGACGCUCAUCGACGUGCACUUUGAACAGCGCAAGAAGGAGGAGGAGGAGCUCAUUGCGCUGAAAGACCGCAUCGAGCGGCGCCGGGCGGAGAGAGCGCAACAGCAGCGCUUCAGGACCGAGAAGGAGAAGGAGCGGCAGGCCCGGCUGGCGGAGGAGAAGAUGAGGAAGGAGGAGGAGGAGGCCAAGAAGCGGGCGGAGGAUGACGCCAAGAAGAAGAAGGUCCUGUCCAACAUGGGGGCCCACUUCGGGGGCUACCUGGUCAAGGCGGAACAGAAGCGGGGGAAGCGGCAGACGGGGCGGGAGAUGAAGCUUCGCAUCCUGUCGGAGAGGAAGAAGCCUCUGGACAUCGACUACAUGGGCGAGGAGCAGCUCCGGGCCAAGGCCCAGGAGCUGUCGGACUGGAUCCACCAGCUGGAGUCAGAGAAGUUUGACCUGAUGGAGAAGAUGAAGCAGCAGAAGUAUGAGAUCAACCUGCUAUACAACCGCAUCAGCCACGCCCAGAAGUUCCGGAAGGGGGCAGCGAAGGGCCGCCUGGGGGGCCGCUGGAAGUGA